AUGGCCACCCCCCUCCGCACUCGCGGUUACGCCAACAAGAGGGUCGAGGAUGUCACCCAGGCUGCCGGCGAAGCAAAGGACACCAACCCCAAGAACCCUUCAGUCAUCUCAUCUGCCGGUGCCGUCGGCAAGCAGUUCAACCCUGAUGGAAACAUCGGCCAGGUUGGCGAGGCUGUCGGUGGACCUUUCUCCAAGGAUGGCGCCAUUGGCUCCCAGUUCGACGCAGCCAAGGAUGGUAUUGCCGGUCAGGUUGAGAAGGCCGUCGAUGGCCCCAGCAGACCCGCUACCGAGAAGAAGUAA
This is a messenger RNA of Aureobasidium namibiae CBS 147.97, 300 nucleotides long. RefSeq lists its product as uncharacterized. The record is from RefSeq and is a predicted model, not a curated record. The transcript has 2 exons. The coding region runs from base 1 to 300 and encodes 99 amino acids. NCBI's taxonomy places the organism in Eukaryota, Fungi, Ascomycota, Dothideomycetes, Dothideales, Saccotheciaceae.